Molecule: messenger RNA, 3618 nt
Organism: Thecamonas trahens ATCC 50062
Lineage: Eukaryota; Apusomonadida; Apusomonadidae
Exons: 2
Coding region: 1-3558 (1185 amino acids)
Source: RefSeq, a predicted model, not a curated record
AUGGCGGGAAACACCGACGAAGAUUGUCAAGCCCUUGUCCGCCUGGUCGAGUCGUACAAGGCCGAGGCGCGGGCGGCACGGGCGCGGGCGGCUGAGGCCGAGGCUAGGGUGGGUGUCGAGAAGGAAAAGUCGGCGGCGGCGGCGGAUAAGUAUCGCGCGCUGAUGCGGAAGACGACGGCGCUGCAGAAGCGACUGGACAAUGAGUUCUUUGAGCGUAAGUUUGAGGCCCACAAGGCCGAAAAGGCCCAGUUUGAGUCACUAGCCGAGUCGCUUGCCGCCGAUAUGGCCCGUGACGCACGCCAGCGCGAGGCAGAGCUCGAUGCACUGGCAGACAGGCUGCGAGCGCGCGAAGAGGCACUCGGCUGGACUGAAGACCACUACCGCAAGCUCCGCGCCAUGUGGCGUGCUUGGCCCGAGCUCAAGGCCGAGGCCAACGAGGCAAAGUCCAAGGUCGUCGCUCUCACCGAGAAGCUCGCUCGCGCUGCCAAGGCCUCGGACGCAAAGUCCGCCACCAUCGGUGAAGUGCGCCAGGAGCGCGAUGCCGCACUCGAACGUGCUGAACGUGCAGAGGCUCGCCUUGCUGCGCGUACUGCCGCAGCCUCACUGGAAGUUAUGGAGGCCCGCACAAAGUGGCGCAUGGCCGAAGUCCAGCUUGACGAUCAGCGCGCCGAACUCGAGACCUCGGUCUUUGCCUCCAACGAGUCAAUCGAGCAGGUAGCUGCCCUUAACGCUACCCUUCGCGAGCUCCGUGCCGAGCGCUCCGAGCUCAAAACCGCCAACGCCAAGCUCGCCGCUCAAAUCACGAGCCUCAACGCACGCGCCGCCGCCGCAACCGCCGCUGCAGACUCGGCCGACGCCGCCCUUGACUCGGCCCGCAACACGCUGCUCGCUGAAAACGCCGUCCUGGGCGCAAAUGUCGAGGACCUGACUGCUGAGCUCUCGUCGGUUGGCGCCGAGCUCGACGCCGUCACCCGCGACCGCGACGACCUCAAGCAGUGCCUCGCCGACUCGCGUGCCCUGCUGGUCAAGGUCUCCAAGCAGAUGAAGGGUUUCCGCCGUGAGUACAAUGAUGCCAAAGACGAGCUACGUGGUGCGUACGCUCGAAUCGCCGCACUGGAGGACGAGGCUGAAGUCGUCCGUCGCGCGGCGCCUCCUGUUACAGCCCCUGAGCCUGUGUAUGAGGCUUGCGACUCAUUUACUGCCGACACUUUGCCCGACUCUCUACCUGCAGCACACGCGCUCAUUCGUGAGCUCUCUAUGCUCCAUGCCGAGAAGGAUGCACUCAUCUCGGUCAUGCAGGCUUCGGUCGAUGUCCUCGCCAUCCGUGCCGCUGACUCGGACGCUAGCGCGCUGUCCUCCCCGGCACCGAAAUCUGGCCUUGGCCCAGGCAUUGUCGCGCUCGAAGAGUCGCGGAUCCACGAGCUCUUUGACCAGCUUGUGGACCUAGAGACCGAGCGCGAUGCCGCUCAGGCCGAGCGUGAUGCUGCAGCUGCUCGCGCCGAGACUCUACAGACCGAUCUCGCCGCGGUGACUGCCAAGGCUGCCGCCGCCGAAGCAGAGCUGGAAGUGGCCCAGGAAGAGCUUGAGGCUCUCGUGCGAGACGGAGAGACUGCCCGCGAGAAUGAUGCGCAGCUCUCAGAUGCGCUCGCUGUGCUGCAGGCUCAGAACCACGACCUUGUCAACGAGGUUGUCGCCGCUCGUGCCAACACCGAGGCAGCCGCUCGCGCUGCCGAUGAGGCGGUCGCGCGACGCGCUGGUGUGGUCGAGCUCGAUCGCGACGAGUAUGAGUUGCUGGCUGCCCAGGCCGAGUCGGCAGCCCAGGUGACUGUGCUUGAAGACGAGCUGGCCGAAGCCAAACGGGUGAACACCAAGCUGCGGACCGAACUUGCCACCGCACGCCAGACUGCCGAACGGGCGCGACAAGAGCGCAUUGCAGCGCUCGCCGAGCCACGGUCGGUCUCGCCGCGCAAGGGCCGAUCCUCGCCGCGCAAGGCUCGUGGAUCAGGUCGCGGUCGUGGCCGUGGCCGUGGCCGUGGCCGUGGUCGCCCGCGCGGUCGUCCACGUGGUCACGACAGUGCGCGUAGUCCUGCCUUGGCGCAGCGGUCCAAGUCACGGUCGCCGGUCCGUCGCGAGAUCAUGUCGCCGUCGCAGAAUGGUCCGCACACUACCGGAAAGAUGCCGCGACACAGCCAGCCACAGGCAGCGUCUCCGGGCGCCGAGUCGGUGACAAGCCAGCGGCGCAAGCUUUACCGUGUCCACAAGCGUGAUGGCUCUGUGGUCAUUGUGGCACGCAAGCCGCGGCGGCGAUCAGUCUCGGCACUGCCGCGAGCAAUAUCGGGCGAAGGCGAUCAUAGCUCCGGUCCAGUGUCGGCGUCGCCGGCUCGGCGCAAGCAUUACCGCGUCUACCACCGUAACCACGAAGUCGAGAUUCUCGACAGCAAGCCCAAGGGCGUGCGGCCACGGUCAGCGUCGCGCUCGUUGUCGCGAGCCCGCGCUCGUGCGUCCUCAAUGAGCGCUGGACCCGACUCGCCGCUGCCACGCGCUCGCGCGAGUAGCACCAAGCGCAAGCGGUAUCGCAUCACGCAUCGCGACGGCACCGUCGAGAUUGUCGACCGCAAGCCGGACGGUCUCGAGUCGAGCAAGAAGGCCGCACAGGCACGCCCUGGGACUGAUGCAGACGUUGGUGGCGGCUCGGGAUUGGGUGAAGGUGUGAGUGAGGACGCAAGCUCAGACGGCGGGUCGUCAUCGUCGUCAUCAUCGUCGUCAUCUGGCCGCGGGCGCGCCAGCUCGGUCGAGCCGGGCCAGCGUUCCAAGUGGUACCGCAUCAAGCAUCGCGAUGGAAGCGUCGAAAUGGUUCGCAAGUUGCCUGGUGACAAGCGGCUGCGCUCCAAGUCGCGGAAGCGGAUGGCGGCAGCCGAGGCGCCAGUCCCGGCCACAGCCCCGGCAGAAGUUGCCGCCGACAUCAACGACAACGGCGACAAGCCAUGGGUUCCUCUCGAGCUCCGUGGCAAGGCCAAGUCGGAGAUGACUCGGGCGGAGCGCAAGGCGUAUGUUCGAGCACGUCGGGCGUUUAAGGCAUCACAGGAGGCGCUUGACGGUGGGGAGGCGACCAGAGAGCGCCAGUCCAAGGCACCAGCAUCUGCACCGGCAACGACAUCGAUACCUGAGCAGCUGGCCGCAAGCCCGCGGCGGACCUUCCCUGACUGGGUGCCAGCUGACCUGCGGCGGGCCAAGUCGACGUACAGUGAGGCUGACAAGCGGCGCUAUGUGCGCGCCAAGAGGGCCGCACUCGGACCGGCGCCCGCGGCACCAGUGGCAGAGAGGACCUCUAUGUCUCCGGCUUCGGCUCUGGCUCCGGCUCCGGCUCCGGCUUCAGCCCCGGCUCCGACACAGCCCCGAGCUGCUAUUGGGCAGCAUGGAGCCGAGCGCGACGAUGGAUGGCUUCCAGAACACUUGCGUGGCGUGCGCAAGUCGGAGAUGACGUCUGCGCAAAAGCGCGAGUACAUCCGGGCUAGGCGGAUGCGCGACAAGGCGGCGCUGCUGGGAAAGGGCGUAUGACUACGCUUGGUCGCCGUACUUGAUGAUAUGAGGCGAGUCGUAAACGUUACCAACAACCGA